AUGUCUUCAUAUAAGAAGAAACGAAAACUUGGCAAUGAAACUCCGCGACAAACUCCACAACUGAGUGCUGUUGCUGCGAGACGAGCUCUGCAAUCCAAAGCCUCAGCUCCUCCGACUCAGAAUAACGACUUCGAGUCAAACGUCUAUGAUGAUACUGACAGUUCAGCCUUUUCCGUCUUGAAAAAAACCGCUCCUGUCCCUCAAGAGGUGUCGGUACACGAGACGACCCAGAAAGACAGGAACGAUGAGACUGGGAGCAGUACACCAAUCAUUGAUGUUGAAGAAGAGGAUGGGCAGAAUGCAUUAUCUUCCACUGGGUCACGUGUCGGAUCCCCUGAAGUUGUUCUCGAGAGGCCUUUAAUACCCUUGUCUUCGUUCAAGCCGAAUAAGAACAACGUGAAGGAAUCAAAAGACUUUUGUUUGCGAUUUACUGACACGUCGAAGCGUUUGGUCUUUGUUGGUCAAUGUGCUAUCACCGUCCGAAAAGGGCAAAUCACUCUCCUGGGUGCCACUCUGCAAGCCUCAAAAGCACUACACAGGGUCUACGCUCCAUCUUCACAUGCUUUGCCAGUCAUUCGGUGUAUGGCCACUGAACUUGAUGCUGCAGAAGUUUGCCUUCAUCAGUGUGAAAGUGGUCUGGGGCAUUUGAAAUCUCUAUCACCGUUAUUUGGCAAGCUUUGGAAUGAUGACUCAGAGCCUUUAGGCCCAGAGUUUGAGUCGAUACUAGGAAAUAAAUAUGCUAGUACAUAUCAAAUAGUACGAUCCACUCCCAGCCUAAAUGAACAUAUGCUCAACUUCGACCAGUUAUUCUCCUCGCAGGACGGGCCUCCGAAGGCAUACUUAUAUCCCCUAAUUUCUCCCCCAGAAUGGAAUGCCGCUCUGUCAAAAUUGACGGAACCAGGUACUCAGGUCUCUGCUAUCUUCGUUUGUGGACCUAAGUCGUCUGGCAAGUCCACAUUUGGAAGACUAUUAACAAAUAGACUUCUGUCCAACCCGAACGGCAUAGCUUUGCUAGAUCUGGAUCCCGGACAACCUGAAUACUCAACACCUGGACAUCUAUCACUAGUCCACCUCCGGGAACCGAAUUUCGGUCCACCAUACACACACCCAAUACCACAUGGCAAAAGUCGAACAAUUCGUUCUCAUGCAAUUGGCGCCGUAACGCCUUCAAUGGAUCCAGCUUUCUACAUAGCAUGUGCCUCUGACCUCCUCGCCCACUACCGCAAUCUACUAUCAAACUUUCCCAAUUGUCCCCUCGUCAUUAAUACACCCGGUUGGGUCUUGGGAACAGGACUAGAAAUCCUAGUUGGCCUAAUCACUAAAAUCCGCCCAACAGACAUCAUAUACAUGUCUCAAGCCGGACCUCCAGAAGUCAUUGCAAAUCUCAAAGAAGCAGCCAAAGAAAAACCGCUCUUCACAUUACCAUCACAAGCCAGCGAGUAUACUACCAGAACAGCAGCACAUCUAAGGACCAUGCAAUCAAUGUCCUACUUCCACCUAGACCCAUUAUCAAACGGCGAAAAGUUUGAUACUAAACCACUAACCUCAAUCCCGCCCUGGGAAAUACGUUACUCGGGGGAAAAUCCCGGGAUUCUCGGUAUAAUAUGCUACGGCGAACAGCCACCAGCUGAGUUUCUCGCGGACACUAUAAACGGCUCCCUAGUCUCAAUCAUAGCCAUCGACCACGACGCUGCGAUCCCCGGCUGGCACAGCCAGGACGAAAACAAACUCCGGGCAAUAGACCAAGAGUUCAUCUCCCUCACUACAGACCCAAAUCUCGACCCCUUCGACACCACUGCCCAGCCGCUUCAAACACCCCUUCUAAUCCGCACCCCAACCGAAGACCUACCUUACUUCAACCCUCUAAACAACAUUACGCUCGACCCGACACACUCCCACACAAUCGGCCUCGCGCUCGUACGCGGUAUCGAUAUCCCUCGUCGUCGACUGCAAAUCCUCACGCCGAUUCCUGCAGCUCUGAUUGAGGAGCUUAAUGAGAGCGGCAAGAAGAUAGUGCUGGUGAGUGGGAAGCUUGAUACGCCUGGAUGGGCGUAUACCGAGUCUUUGGUGCUGGGGAAGGAGAUGCGGAAACGGGGGGAGGAUGUGCCGAUGGGUGGGGGGAUGGGCGAGGCGCCUUGGGUUGAGAGGUUGGAGGGGAGUCAGGGGCGGGGUGUUGGGGCAAGGGUUUGGAGGGUUAGGAGGGAUUUGGGGAAGAUGGGCGAUGGCGAUUGA
This is a messenger RNA of Lachnellula hyalina, 2232 nucleotides long. RefSeq names its product Polynucleotide 5'-hydroxyl-kinase (gene GRC3). The coding region runs from base 1 to 2232 and encodes 743 amino acids. The record is from RefSeq and is a predicted model, not a curated record. Gene Ontology annotation, biological process: cleavage in ITS2 between 5.8S rRNA and LSU-rRNA of tricistronic rRNA transcript (SSU-rRNA, 5.8S rRNA, LSU-rRNA). The transcript has 4 exons. Gene Ontology annotation, molecular function: polynucleotide 5'-hydroxyl-kinase activity. Lineage: Eukaryota; Fungi; Ascomycota; Leotiomycetes; Helotiales; Lachnaceae. Gene Ontology annotation, cellular component: nucleus.